Messenger RNA from Notothenia coriiceps (black rockcod), 731 nucleotides. RefSeq names its product collagen alpha-5(IV) chain-like. The transcript is spliced from 6 exons. The annotation marks the transcript as partial. Gene Ontology annotation, cellular component: extracellular matrix. Lineage: Eukaryota; Metazoa; Chordata; Actinopteri; Perciformes; Nototheniidae. The record is from RefSeq and is a predicted model, not a curated record.
GGGUUCCCUGCUGGUGAAAGGAGAGCGAGGACCCCCUGGUGACUCAGGUCCCUCUGGUAACCCAGGAGACAGAGGUCCUGGCGGGGCCCCGGGCUUCGGACCUCAAGGGUCUACAGGAGACAAAGGUGUCCAAGGAGUCUCCGGAAGAUCUGGAGGGCCCGGUGCCCCCGGUACUAAAGGUGAACCCGGUCUAGCGAUUGCAGAGAAAGGAUCAUCAGGGUCACCAGGACUGGACGGCUCUCCAGGACUGCCCGGAUCACAAGGUAACCCCGGUGGGCCCGGACAGAACGGUUUCCCGGGAUCACCGGGAAUGAAGGGAGACCCUGGACUUCCUGGCAUCGGACUCCCAGGAUCCCCAGGAGUAAAAGGAUUCCCAGGUAUUCCCGGUCAGAACGGACCUUCAGCAGGACCAGGAAGACCCGGAGUGGACGGACUUCCUGGCCAGCCUGGAUUCCCUGGAUCUAAGGGUGAGCCUGGUUUUGGUCUCCCCGGCCCCCCCGGUCUCCCAGGAGUCCCUGGAUCUAAAGGCUUCACCGGAGUAAAGGGAGACCCCGGCUUCUCUGGAGGCCCCGGCUCUCCUGGAAGAUCUGGAUCUGAUGGCGGUCCUGGAUCCAAAGGUGACCCUGGAACACCUGGAAUACCUGGAGCUCGCGGCCCACCUGGAUCCCCCACCACGGGCUCUCUGGGGCAGCCCGGCCCCCCCGGACCCUCCGGACCAAUGGGAUCACCAG